Planococcus citri (citrus mealybug) is the source of this 2703-nucleotide messenger RNA. Its product is annotated as striatin homolog. The coding region runs from base 253 to 2193 and encodes 646 amino acids. NCBI's taxonomy places the organism in Eukaryota, Metazoa, Arthropoda, Insecta, Hemiptera, Pseudococcidae. The record is from RefSeq and is a predicted model, not a curated record. The transcript is spliced from 5 exons.
UUAAUUAACACUGGGUUCGUUAUCCCCACUCUGGCAGCCGGAAAUAGAUAGAUGAAUAAGAUAAUCAAAAUUCUAUACACGCACGAUGCUCAGAUAAGAUUAAGACACAGUUUCCAGCAUCCAUGACCAACAGUCGACACACUUCGAUAUAUCCAACGAAUUAGUCAAAUUUUUCAGUCGUUUACCAUUCGUGUAAUUUUGUAAAAUUUCGUGUGUUUCGUGAGCGUACUAUUGCGCGAUUCUGCAAUCAAUAUGGAUCCUAAGAGCUUGGAAUCGAUCGAGAACAUACUAACUACGUUCGAAGCAACUUCAUUCGAAAUGAGGAAAACACUACGCCUUCUCGCAAAAGUUGACCAAAAAAAAGAGAAAAAUGUCGCAAUAACUUCGAAUAUGGAAUCAUACUCGUCCAAAAUGAUAAAACCAUUACGUCUUCGCCUUCUCGCAUCGUCCAAACAUAAUAAUUCGAAAAUUGACCAGAAAAAGGAACAAAAUAUCGAUUCGAAUACGAAAGAAAGCUCGUCCAAGAUGAGAAAAAAAUCACGCAUUCUCCGAUCGUCGAAACAUAAAAAACCAAAAUCCCACCGUAAAAAGGAAAAAAAUAUCGUUUCGAGUGAGGAAGCAAGCUCGUCCAAAAUGAGAAAAAAACUCAAACAAAAUAAACCCAGAGUUUACCAGAGAAAGAGACCCAUAGGCGCUCCGGAUACUGAAAGGAUUGCUAGUCUCAGAAAACGACCCGACUUGACCACACAAAGAAAAAAAGACCAGAUUUAUACCGAAUCUGAAGAAGAAACAGAAUCUGAAUCUGAAACUGAAACCGAAUCCGAGGAAGGAAUUCGUUAUUUAGGUAGUAGACGUGUGAAAUAUUUGCACAUUGGCCAGAAAAAGAGACGAAAUUCUGAUCAGAAUACGAAAAAGGUAACCAGUCCUAGAAAUGAACCAAGCUCGACCACAUCGACAGAAGACCUUCAGCCUACUACCGGAUCUGAGAAAGAAAUUACUCAAAGACUUUUCAAAGAUUUAAGAAGCAAGAGUUCGUACACCGCCGUGUUCUAUUCACCAGAUCCCGAAGAACAGAAACGAAUAUUUUCUCAGAAUAUGGAAAGGAUUUCUAAUCUGAGUGAUCACGAAGGCUUGACCUCGCUAAGGAAAAAACUCCAGCUUCCUAUAAAAUCUGUAAUGGAAAUGCACGCUUUUGGCAAAUAUUUGAAAAAUGCGGAUUUUAAAAAGAAUUAUCAUAAAUUAAUGCUUCAUUGCUGGCGAAAUUAUGCUGACAUAGUAUUCACAGUGAGGGAAAUUAUUACUGUUACAUGUUCUGGCGAAUUGUGGAUGUAUUACACGUUGCAUGGCCGAAAUCCAAAAUUUCCAUUCGUAAAAACACCGGUGUAUCAAGUUAUUACAGAUUUCAUUAAAAGCAAAUUCAAAAUAAAAACAUCGAAAAUUACCAAAGGAGUCGACGACGGAGUUAGAAAAUGGAUGUUGAAACAGACUGAAAUAUUCGCACAGUUUGAGAAAAAUAAAAUCGCCGAGUCUUUAAUGUUAGAAUCGAAAAAACAAGAGGCAGCCCAACAAUCAAACGAUGUCUGUACCUCCAACCAGACGCCCGAAGAUGAUACUUCGAAUCUCCCUUCAGAAAAAUCGACUCAUCGUACUUCGGAUUCAGAGAAUGUUGCUUAUUUGAUUACUACAGAUCAUCUCACUUCGGAAACUUCAGAUCCUCUCGCUUCAGACAUUACUUUAGAUUUAGGCAAUUCGAAUUCUGAGAACGUUGCUUAUUUGAUCACUUCAGAUAAUUCAGAUACGAGUACUUUGCAUUCGGAAAAUGUUGCUUAUUUGAUUAACGCAAAUCAUCUCGCUUCUUCGGAAACUUCCAACCAGCUUGCUUCAGAUACGAGUAUUUCAAAUUAUCCCGAUUCGAAAUCUGAAAAUGUUGCUUUUUUGAUCGCCUCGGAUAAUUCGGAGAAUUGUACUUCGAAUUCUGAGAAUGUUGCUUAUUUGAUUACUACCACUACUGAUGGUCUCACUUCGCGUGAUUUCGCUUCAGAUACUUCCAAUCAUCUCGCUUCGGAUCUUCUCACUAUAGAUACUGCGGAUCUACUCGGUUUAGAUAGUUCGGAUCAUUCUACGAGUAUUUCAAAUUCUCAGAAUGCAGCUUCGCCGCCUCAACAAAGUGUGUUAAAUUUCACACAGUAUUAACUCCAAAAUCAUACAAGGUUAAUUUCCAAAAAUUCAAGACGUUGUUGAAAUUUGUCUAUGGGUAUAUUGAGCACAAAAGGGUGUACAAUAUUGAGGAGGGACAGUUUAAGGAACAUUCGUAUUUUUUCAAUUAAUAAAAUAAGGAAGCUAAAAUUUCAAAAAAUGUUCAUCGUAUUUUCCAAUACAUAUAAAAGCGAGAUGAAGAUAUUAUUUUGUAAUAUAUUGUAAAUUUUUGUGAAAUUUUACCAAUUUUAAGUUGAAUUUUUUGUCUGGUUUGUUGAACAUAUUUUAAAAUCAAAUCACUGGAGAUUCUCAAGUCAAAAAAUAACCAUUUAAUGGGAUCAAAUUGAAAUCAUAUCUUUAUACUUCUGUCUGUAAUGUUUAAGCUGAACUAUGUAGUUCAAUAUUCUUAAAAUGUGUUUCAUUUUUAUAAGCCUACAAUUAAGUAUGUUGAUGUAAUGUUUAAGCUAAACCAGUUCAAUUAUCAUAAACGUGUUAAUUUUACAUACA